This is a messenger RNA of Xiphias gladius (swordfish), 4023 nucleotides long. It is a transcript of the gene rnf152, whose product is annotated as ring finger protein 152. Bases 652 to 1296 code for a protein of 214 amino acids. The record is from RefSeq and is a predicted model, not a curated record. Lineage: Eukaryota; Metazoa; Chordata; Actinopteri; Istiophoriformes; Xiphiidae. Gene Ontology annotation, biological process: protein polyubiquitination; positive regulation of autophagy; apoptotic process. Gene Ontology annotation, cellular component: lysosome. The transcript has 4 exons. Gene Ontology annotation, molecular function: ubiquitin protein ligase activity.
ACGCGUGAUUUUUCUUCCUGCCACGGUGAGACGGCGUAUCCGCUUUCAGAGGGAGGCUGAGCGUCGGCGGAGCGCCAGUGGAAGGAGUGGGAGGGCUCUACGGCGCUUUCGCUGGUUCCACACAGAGGAAGAGCAGAGCGAACCGCCACGCCGCCCACCAGCCGAGGCGACAACACUUUCGCAAACCGCUGCCGCUGCCCCGUUUGAACGUGCGGAGGAGCGGCGGGGAGCAGGCGCCCGAGGACCGGCAGAGGAACCAACAAGACGCUCUCUGCUGCAGGGCUCCUGUAUGCUACAAGGGAGAGAAGAGAGAGCAGUGUUGGAGAUGGGGAGGGAGGUAGUCACAGGCACCGAGGAGCAGCUUCCCCUCACCUCCAGCCCCUGCAACGAGCUAGCGCAUCCCGGACCAGUCUGUCGGCCAGUCGCACAGAGAGAACCUCCGUCAAACGCCGAUGUGUGACCAUGCUGCCACCAAAGGGCUGUGAAUUCGUGGAUGGUGGUGAACAGUCAAGCAUCGGAGCCAGCUGUACUUUCCUAACUCCACUUGGAGCUGUGCACCCUUUUUGCUAGAUCUGUUUGUUUUUGACUUCCAUUCUCCAAAAAUAUCUGUCAGUGAAUAUAAUAAGGGAACACCUACCCACUUUUCCAAAAAUGGAGACUCUUUCCCAGGAUUCGAUUCUGGAGUGCCAGAUCUGCUUUAACUACUACAGCCCCCGCCGGCGGCCCAAGCUCCUGGAUUGCCGUCACACAUGCUGCUCGGUGUGUUUGACCCAGAUGCGCAGCAGCCAGAAGGAGAUUCGUUGUCCUUGGUGCCGCGGCGUCACCAAGCUUCCGCCGGGCCUGUCCGUCUCCCAGCUCCCGGACGACCCGGACAUCAUCACUGUCAUCGCCAUCCCUCAUGCCUCUGAGCACACGCCCGUCUUCAUCCGCCUCCCCAGCAACGGCUGCUACAUGCUGCCCCUGCCCGUCGCCAAGGAGCGGGCGCUCGGCCUGCCGGGGGAGCUUGGAUGUCGCUUCCUACCUGGCAGCCAGCAGAAAGGGGUGACCGUGGUGACGGUGCCUGAGCAGCAGCCUCUGGGGCUGGCUAUGGGUCUAGAGGGCGUGGGGAUGGGUCUGGAAGGAGGCGAGGGAGAGAGGAGAGUUACUGGCCCGGUGGGAGGAGGAGGGAAGGGCUCCACGUGGUCCGGCGUGUGCACGGUGAUCUUGGUGGCCUGUGUGCUGCUCUUCCUCCUGGGCAUCGUGCUGCACAACAUGUCCUGCAUCUCCAAACGCUUCACUGUCAUCUCCUGCGGCUGAGGGCAGGGGCAGGUUGCUUGGACUGCCGACCCCCAUCCCCACCCCCCCCCCCCCAUCCCCACUCUCCCACCCCUGAUUCCCCCACUAGCCCGCCUCUCUUCAGGGCAGAACUCUGCUGAGGAGGGGACUAAAGUCACAUCAUGGGCAUCCAAGGAAAUCGCGGAGCAACGUAGAGAGACAGAGGAAGAAGACUAGGGCAAGAAGGAGAAUCGAAAAAGGUCUGCCAUUAUGUCCCCCUUUUUUUGUUUGGGAGACUGAAAUUAAAAUGGAAAUACUCAAACAAACCUUCUCAUUUUUCUUGUCCAACAGCACUCUGCUGGCCCUGAAACUCCCACCCUUUUCCUGUCCUUCCGUUUCCUCUGAAGAACGCUUUGGGAAUUGCUCCUGAUAUGUUUUUGGCGAGCUGAUAUGUUUUGGGCUGGGGUCCGGUCUGACACUCACUCAGCACUCCCAGUGGUUGGAUUGCCUGUUUAGUCUGUGGUUUGUAGAAGUACAUCAGUUAUCAUAGUGUUGUUUAGAUGAGUGUAGGUUCCAAGUGUGGUGUAUUCAGCUGGUGCUGCAUUACAGAGAGUCCAGACUUGGCUGCUCUCCGUUCUCUGAUGCUGCGGGAAUGAACUGUGCAGGAUCCAUGUCUGGGCCCCAUCUGAAUUAUCUGGGAAACUCAAAAUCAACAGAGCUUUCAUUUUCUCUUUUUUUUAAUUUUUUUUUAAAAUUUUCUUUCACACAAUGAGUUUCUGUUUGGAAAAAAAACAAACUGUUGCUUUGAUGGUUCCUUGUAGUUAGUAAAGUGGUUGUCAAAAAAUACAAAACAUGGAUUGUAACGUUCAUACAUGCCAGCAUUAUUAUUCAGCUGAACUAAAAACACGGGUAGUACUAAGUUGCUUUACGCUUUAAAAAUAUGAAUUAGUGCUGAAAUGAUCUGUUGACUGGUUGAUUGGAAAAGUAAUUUAUUAAGCAAAAUUGCCAAACAUUUGAUGGUGGGGAUUUUUCUGUUUUUAUAUCAUUGUUAAAUUAAUGUCUCUGGAUUUUGGUCUGUCGGUUGCACAAAACAAGCAAUGGGAAGAUGUCACUUGGGAUCUCAGAACUUGCAAUGGUCACCAUUUUUCUGACAGUUGCUUUACUAAACAAUGUCUUUAUUUAUCAAUAUAAUAAUUAACAUUUGUGCAGCCUUCUGGUAUAAUGCUAACUGCCAAAAAUCUACAGGCCAUCUGAUAAUCAAAGAUAUGGCUCAAACCAUUGAGAAAGAUCAAUACCACCUUUUAUAUCUGUCUGUUAGCUAUGGAAAAGGCUAUUGGCUUAGCCCGGUAUAAAGGGGAAGCAGGGGGAAAUGGCUAGGCUGUCUUUUUUUGAAGCCCAUCCCUCAACAUGUUGUUUCUCAGUUGUUUCAGUGACCUCGUGCUAGGUGCUACAUAUGCCACAUGAGCCGCAGCACUCCCUGUAAAACUUUAAUCCAAACUAGAAUCUUAAAAGCAAACAAACAAGAUAAAACAAAUUACAGUAAUUGAUGGGCUUUAGCGGUGUUGAUAGAUGUAUAUUUGAAUUUUGAAAAGAGCCAGGCUAGCUGUUUUCCCCUUUGCUUUCAGGAGGUUUCACGUGCUACGUGAGUUACAGCAUGUAACUCCCCAUAAAAACCACAACUUGACACUUUUACAUUUCAAAUUUUUUAUGGAUUAAAGAAAUAAGAUAACAUGUGACAGCACUUUUAGUGCUUUUGGUGUGUUACUAGCGAUAUUUUUGAUCUUUAAAGAGACUCAGGUUAGCUUUUUCCCCUAGCUUCCGGUCUUCAUGCUAAGCCAAGCUAAUGGCCUCCUGGCUCCAGCUCUGCAUUUGAAACACAUAAAAGAGAGUGGUAUCGAUCUUCUCAUCUAACUGUCUGCAAGAAUCCCCAGUAAGCCAAAAUGUAGAAAUAGCCUUUUAAAUAAAAAACAAAAAAACAAAACAUAUUUGACAUUUGACAAAAGCCUUCAUAAGGAAAGCAUUCUUGUUUUAUAGCUUUUAUUUUUUUUUGUUGUGCGUCUUCAGUGCAUACAUUUUACAUUUUUGUGUUUUGCCACGGAUGCUUUUCAGUGAUCACUUGUUUGUCCAUCCGCUUUUCCCCCUGACCUCCUUCAGACCACAAUCGAUCUCUAAAGACGGACUCUCCAACUCCCACCAGGCCUUCGCCAGCAGCCCACACACUAUCGACUCCUCAUCUUAAUACCUCCCUUAAUUUAGAAACUGGUGGAUAUAUGGGCUCAACAGUGCGAUGGUGUGUAUUUAUGCGUGCAAGUAAUGGGUCAGUAAUGGGUCAGGAGUGGGCGGGCACUGCAGGGGUCCGGUUAAUGACUGCUGUAUCGAUUUAUCUGCUUUUGAAUAUCUCUCGUAUACGCAGAGACGGAUGUUUCUCUUUGUUUUUUCACUUUUAUAUGUUGAGGCAAGCAGUUUGUCUCUUUACUGUAUCGUUACAACAAUGGCGUGUACAGCACACGCGAUUCACAGGGUGAACUCUUUUGUAUAGCAGCCUCGUCAUGUACAGACUGAUUGUAAUUUUGUCUCUCUCUGAUAAUUUUUCUUCUGUUGACAUGUUUUACCUCUGAUCUGAGAUUAGGGAGCACACUCUCUCUCUCUCUCUCUCUGUGUUUGCUCUUAAAGAAACAAACAUGCCAAGUUCUUCAGUUCACUUCAGGGCACUCACUUCACAACACACCAGUAAUACAACGUGAGGAAAGAAAGUUUAAAAAAAAAAAA